AUGAAGUCUGCUAUUCUUGCUACCGUUGGCCUUUUGGCUGUUGCCCACGCCAACCCCGUUGUUGUCAAGCGCAACGUCCUCAAGUCUGCUCUCCCUGAGAACGCUGAUGAUACCGAGAAGAAGUUCCAGCCCCUCGUCGACUUUGACAAGGACGGUUGCUACAACACGGCUGCCAUUGACCCUGAUGGCAACGUCAACGAGGGCCACAAGGCCACCGGCACCCCCCAGGGCGAUUGCCGCGAUCCUCACCAGCUCGAAAACUCCAACACGUACUCGCGCAAGCGGUGUAACAACGGCUACUGCGCCGUGAUGUACGAGUACUACUUUGAGAAGGACCAGUCCGUUGGCGGCUCUUUCGCUGGUGGCCACAGACACGACUGGGAGAACGUUGUUGUCUUCUCCAAGGGCGACAAUAUCGUCCGUGUUGCCCCCUCUUGCCACGGCCACUACAAGAAGGCCACCAACAGCCCCCUCAAGGACGGCACCCACCCCCAGGUUGUCUACCACAAGGACGGCCCUGCUACCCACUGCUUCCGCAUUGCCAACGACGGCGAUGUCAAGGAGCCUGAGAACUACAGCGGCCACUUCUACCGCUCUCCUCUUGUCGGUUGGGGCGGCUACCCUUCGGAUAAGAUCAAGAACAAGAUGCUCAGCAACUGGAGUGGCGGUGUUGGCCCCAAGCUUGACGACGAGUUUGAGGGCGCUCUCCGUGAUGCUGCCGGUGACGGUGUUCCUGGCUUCGAUCCUUCCAAGGAUGAGUAA
Messenger RNA from [Torrubiella] hemipterigena, 762 nucleotides. The record is from the annotation of a GenBank genome assembly. Lineage: Eukaryota; Fungi; Ascomycota; Sordariomycetes; Hypocreales; Clavicipitaceae.